CCUGCCUGCUGGGGACGAACACGGUUGGCUCAGGGACGCAGAGAUGGCCGGAGCCUGAGGAAUCCACUUGCCCUGCCGGGGGGCCUGCGCUUUGGUCUCCCUGGCCCUCAUUUCAAGUCGGGCCAAAUUUGCCCUGAAGGGGGACGAGGAGCCAGGAAAAGCCAGCGGGCCUGGAGCAGAGUGGAGAGACGGUCAAUAUCAAGGACAUGGAGCUGAAGGAGGAAUGGCAAGACGAUGAGUUCCCCAGGCCCCUUCCAGAAGAGAUCUGCGAAGAGGACUUUGAAGACUGCAGUUUAGACAGCCCAGCUGUUGCCCCCAGUACUCUGGAGCUGUGUGGCCGCCGGCGAAUGAAGAAACGCCUGCCCGCCCCGGAUCUCAGCGAGGACUUGUCGAAGUCCAGCGAGUUCCCGUCACACACCCCGGAUGGCAGCCUGGACAUCAACGUGGACGAUCUCGAAACACCAUCUGACAGUGAGCUGCAGGAGGGCUCUGAGAACGGGCAUGAGUACGAGUGGGAAGAUGACCUCCCCAGGGCCCAGCGGCUGGACAGCAGCCUGUCUGAGAAAUUUUGCUCCGACCGAGUGGUGGACUUCCAGAGCCAGGACGGGCGGAUGUGGCGGAUCUUCCGGUUGGACGAGAGGGAAGAGAAAGUGGACUUGGGUGCCAUCGGGCCCUACAAGAAGGUCAUCUCCCAUGGAGGUUACCAUGGGGAAGGCCUGCAUGCCAUCAUUCUGUUUGCCGCUUGCUACUUACCGGAGAGCUCCGUCCCCAAUUACCCAUAUGUCAUGGAGAACCUCUUCAGCUACAUCAGCAGUACCCUGGAAUUGAUGGUGGCCGAAAACUACACAUUGGUGUGUCUGAACGGGGGCACUUCUCGCAGCCAGAUCCCUCCCUUUGCGUGGAUCCGACAGUGUUACCAGACCAUUGACAGGAGACUCCGGAAGAACUUGAAAGCUUUGAUUCUGGUACAUGCCACCUGGUAUGUCAAAGCGCUGAUGGCUGUGCUCAGACCAUUCAUCAGUUCCAAGUUCAGCCAGAAGGUCCAGUUUGUCAACAGCCUGGAAGAGCUGGGCCAGAUCAUCCCCUUGGGUCAAGCACACAUCCCCGACUGCGUCCGCCAACUGGAUCAACUCAGAAAUACUUCUGGAGCUACCAACGGAUGAGGAUGCCUGCACUUCUAUGGAAAGCCAUUAAUAUUUUAUGUUACGUCAGUCUUUUUUUAUUUUUUUAAUGGAUUGAAAAGCCCUAUUCACAUGUCCAAUCCUUUUGGGAAAGCAAAGGCUCUCCCACUUAAAUAGUCGCCUUAAAAAGAAAAGAAAAGAAACUCAGGCUGAAGGGUUGCACUGAGCGUCCAGUUUUGGAAAGCAGAGGAGGGAUAACCAGGAGACUGAAAGCCCUCUGCUCAUGCUCAGAGGCACGCUUCUUUAUCCUUACUGUGGGAGUGUUAUGGUCUUUGGAGGAAGCUUUACUCCAGCUGUGGCCAACUGAGAGGAAGCGAUCAGCGAUGAGGUCGGGGCCUUUCCCACGAUGGCUCCGUCUCUAGUGAAUGAGGCCGGUCAGGGAACUUCCAAGAAGACGGCCUGUUUUUUUUCCUGUUUCAAAGGGCUUGCGGAAGCCCAGGAGGCUGUGGAUGUUAUUUUACUGAGCUGAGCAAACGAUGAUGAUUUUGCUGUGGAAAAAAAAUGUAUGGUCGUUUGUGGAACUCUUAGCUGCCAGAAGAGCUGUUAAGUGGGCUGGCUGGGAGGAAAAUAAAUGUUAUAAUAGACAAAGGAAUGAAUCAUCUUACACAUUUGCCACCAGAAGAAUGAAACAGACCCAGCUCAGGCCCCGAGGCAGACCGGCUCAGUCUAAACCAGACCGGAGGCAAGUGAGAAAUGGGAAAUGGCAGAAAAUGAAUGCAGGGGAAUGACGGCUGAAACAGGGAGGGGAGAAGUAACAGCGAAACUCAGGGACUCAGCCCCGGAGAGUGCUGGAUCGGGUCCCAGCAAUCCCAGCCAGUACUGAGUUUAAGUUUGCUUUCACAUCCUGCAUGUGAGCUCCCAAAGGCACCUGGUGGGCCACUGCGAGUAGCAGAGUGCUGGACUAGAUGGACUCUGGUCUGAUCCAGCAGGCUAGUUCUUAUGUUCUUAUGUUCUAAGAGGAAAACCCUGCCACCACUUCAAGAAUCUGAGGAUGAAAAGCGACGCAGCGUGGUGUAGUGAUGAAGAGCAGGUGGAUUAUAACCUGGAGAAUCGGGUUUGAUUCCCCACUCCUCCACCUGAGUGGCAGAGGCUUGUCACAGUUCUCUCAGGACUCUCUCAGCCUCACCUACCUCACAAGGUGCCUGUUUUAGGGAGAAGAAGGGAAAGGAGCUUGUCAGCCACCUUGAGUCUCCUUACAGGAGAGAGAGGUAAAAAUCCAAACUCUUCUUCUUCGUCUAUGUGUCAUUGCCAUAGGGGAGGGUCAUCAGAGAAUGAGUGACGGGGUUCUAGAGGCAUCCAUCUGGUUCCUGUGGGGGACACCAUCCGGCCAGUCAGGCAAGUUUUUGUGUAAAAUGCAUCCAGGAACAUGAAAUG
This is a messenger RNA of Sphaerodactylus townsendi, 2555 nucleotides long. RefSeq names its product BCL2 interacting protein like (gene BNIPL). The record is from RefSeq and is a predicted model, not a curated record. Lineage: Eukaryota; Metazoa; Chordata; Lepidosauria; Squamata; Sphaerodactylidae. The transcript is spliced from 10 exons. Gene Ontology annotation, biological process: apoptotic process. Gene Ontology annotation, cellular component: cytoplasm. The coding region runs from base 207 to 1163 and encodes 318 amino acids.